CUGCUUCCUUCGUUUUUUCUUCCAUAAUUGAUAUGAGUGGUAAGCAUGCUAAUAUCCAUCGGCAUCUCACAGUUCAGUCAUCUCCUUCAGGUUAUCAGGAAUCAGUCGAUCGAUCAACAGCUUAUCUUCAACCAUUCAUUCAUGCAGCUAUUCGCAAAUACUCACGUCGAAGGUCGAUCACAGUACUAAUGAUCGACGUUGGGCAAGUGGUAACGCUGAAUAUGAGAAAUGGGAAAUGCAUUCAGGGACGGAUCAAGUCCGUUGAUGUGAAUAAACGAAUUGUACUUGUAGAACGACCCUUUUUAAAUGGUAAACCAAUGGGUGGACAUGAAAGAAAGUUCCCGAUUAGUUCGAUCCUUUCCUUUCGAAUUUUGGAUGUUGAAACUGAAACAAGGGACGGAAAGGUCAUUACUGAAGGAACCACUGCAGAAUCAACGGAUAUUCUUGAUAAUGCUGCAACUGUUAAAAGAAUUGAAAUACGACCAGCUGAACGUUUAGUGAAUAUUCAAAAACCUCUAACUACAUCGCAUGUUGCCGGCGACUGCUCAUCGAUAACAACAGAACAUUCAGAUGCAGUAUAUCGAAUGGAUUUCAAAAAGGAACAAACUGACGCAACUACAAUUGUUCAUAAUAGUGCUGGUAUCACUGGUACCGCCACAGUUCCUGCGUUUACUAACGUACAACUCCAUGCAAACCAGCAACAGCAGUCGCCUUGUUCUUCUCCUUCUGAUUCGUCCUGUUCAUCGUCAAUAGCCAAAUCAUUAGCAAAAUUAAGCCGUCCGCGUGGAACUCACAUAUCAGGUGGGAGUUUUGCUGCAAAUUGUGGUGAACCACAAUCAUAUACAGCUGCCCCAUCACACAGGGGGAGACGAAAUCAUGUGCAUAGUAGGAUAUCCGAAUCAAAUGCUCUUGGCCAGAAUAAUCGCGAUAAAAAAAUAAAUGAGGACCUUAUCAAACCUAUUGAUUUUGAUUUGAAUGAGGACUUCGAUUUUGAAAAAAAUUUGGAGAUUUUCAGAAAUUAUGAAAAAAAUGCGGAUAUUUCCGAGCAGAAGGAAAUUUCAACUCUGGGGAGUCAGUUUGCACAAAAGAAUUACGAGCAUUUCGAAAAUGUCAUUUCGGAUCCAUCGAGGGUUACGUCAUGGAUAACAAAGACACAUGAUCAAUUUAUCGCAGUACGCUUUGAAAAAACAAUAGAUGGGCAACGGAUUCCAUUUCUAAAACCCUGUGAUAAAGAAAAGUUUUUACAGAGAGCGGAACCUUAUUUGGGAAGUGAUAUAUUCCAUGUAAUGAUCGCUGAUCGUUUAAUGAUGUUUAUUUGGAACAUUAUUGAUAGGUUUGAAAUAAUGGUUAAUCAGUUGGUUGUGUUGGAUUCAGCAGCGGUUAAUACUUUCUUGACAACGAUGUUUUUGCGCCACAUCUCAAACAGAGCAUGUCAAACAGUUGUAUAUUCAUGCUUACUUGGCCAGUACAAUUUACCACACGUACUUCAAGUUCAUAAUGUACAAGAGCUUCCGAAGCACGAUGUUCAGCUUAUCGUCGUUUUGGGCCCGUUGCUUCUGGGAAGUGUCAAGGAGUGGAUACAGAAUUUGUGGCCAUCAGCUCAUUUGAUUUGUAUAGAAAAAUCGCCAGAGCUCAUCAAAAAUGAGCAUACUUUGAUGGUUGGUGUUGGAACUGAUAAUGAUAUUUCCCUAAAACAAAAGAACUCAAAUAGUUUGCGUGGUGUCGCAGAUAUUGGAAUACCAUUUGCAUGGAUGGAUGCUGAUUCUGCUGCAUGUCUUUCACAUGCGUUUGCCACACAAAAUAUUGUUUUAUGUUAAAGGCAUUAUUGAUCUGCUGGGUUGCAUCAAAAAUUUUGCUUUAUUUUUCUACUAAGAUUUUGUAGAUUGUAACCGCAUUGAAUUAUCGUGAUUUUGUGCAUUGUAAUGGUUUAAAUUAGUUUCCAUCUCUAAAUUUAUGGUUAUUUUGUAUUUCCGAUUGUAUCCCAAUAAAAUAGUGACAUAAAUUAGCCUUUAUUUUACUGUCAUAUCACCUCUUAAUGUCUUUUUUUGCAGUUAUCUUGAAUGUAGAUUCAUAUUUACCCCAUUAGACAUAUUGCCAAACACGAAGUCGUUCUUGUCAAUAUCUUAGAAUGAUAUCAGAUGCCCAGAUUGGUGAUUCUAUAGUUUAUCACAGAUUAUUAGCGGUGAUUGUGUAUCUCAACUGAGCUGUUUGCUUAUAUCCCUUAGUGUUUUAUUAACUGAGUAACUGUAUUGCUGACGUUUUGUUGUCUUCAUUGUGUUAUUGACGUUAGCAAAUUUCAUUUAAUAUUUUUUUGCAGAGUGCUGUAUCGCUUGAAAAAUUUCAAUUUCUAGAUAAAACUGAACACUCUUUCAGUAAAACGUC
Loa loa (African eye worm) is the source of this 2382-nucleotide messenger RNA. RefSeq lists its product as hypothetical. Lineage: Eukaryota; Metazoa; Nematoda; Chromadorea; Rhabditida; Onchocercidae. Gene Ontology annotation, molecular function: mRNA binding. Bases 33 to 1817 code for a protein of 594 amino acids. The record is from RefSeq and is a predicted model, not a curated record. Gene Ontology annotation, biological process: deadenylation-independent decapping of nuclear-transcribed mRNA; P-body assembly. Gene Ontology annotation, cellular component: P-body. The transcript is spliced from 11 exons.